UCCUCCUCCUCCUCCUCCUCCUCCUCAGCCAUGCCGCUCGUAUUCCGCACGCUGUUGUUCGGCUUUGUAACGCUGCUGGUUGUGCUUUUGAUCAUUGAUGAUAUUGCACAAGUGGAAGAAGAAACUGCAAAUAUUGGACAUUCGAAGAAGAUGAACUUACAUCGGCUCAUCCCGAAACCGCACAGAAAGGCUGCAGCGCGUGCGGAUCCCACUGCUUUAACAAGGCCGAGCGUACACGUAGCUCAUCAGAGUCCGAGCAACAAUACCGCCGUCAAACACUCGCCAAACAGCUGGACCUUCAAUAAGACCCUCUCCAACCUCAUCAGGAAGAAUAUUCUGAGAUUCCUCGACCCCGAGAGAGAUAUCUCGAUUCUGAAGGGCACGCUGAAACCAGGAGAUAUCAUCCACUAUGUUUUUGAUCGCCACAGCACCACAAACAUCUCAGAAAAUCUCUACCGUCUCUUGCCAACUGUAUCCCCCAUGAAGAACCAACAUCACAGGCGCUGUGCCAUUGUGGGCAACUCUGGGAUCCUGCUCAACAGCAGCUGCGGACUUGAGAUCGACUCUCAUGACUUUGUUAUCAGGUGCAACCUGGCGCCGGUGGAGGACUACUCUCGGGAUGUUGGCCGGCGGACCAACCUGGUGACCAUGAACCCUUCGGUGGUCCAGCGGGCCUUCCAGGACCUGGUCAGCGAGGAGUGGAAGGAGCGCUUUUUGCAACGUCUCCGGAGCCUCAGCGGCAGCGUGCUGUGGAUCCCGGCCUUCAUGGCCAAGGGCGGGGAGGAGCGCGUGGAGUGGGCGCUGCGUCUCAUCCUGCUGCACACCGUGGACGUCCGCACCGCCUUUCCGUCGCUGCGCCUCCUCCACGCUGUCAGAGGGUACUGGCUGACCAACAACGUCCACAUAAAGCGCCCGACCACCGGCCUCCUCAUGUACACCAUGGCCACCCGCUUCUGCGAGGAGAUCCACCUCUACGGCUUCUGGCCCUUCCCGCUCGACCCGCAAGGCAAACCGGUGAAAUACCACUACUACGACACCCUCAAAUACGAGUACACCUCCAGCUCCAGCCCUCACACCAUGCCUUUGGAGUUCAGGACCUUGAGCACGUUGCACAGACAGGGGGCGCUCCGGCUCCACACUGGGACCUGCGACGUGGUGCAGAGACUACAGGAGGAUCUUCAAUAG
This is a messenger RNA of Stegastes partitus (bicolor damselfish), 1185 nucleotides long. It is a transcript of the gene st8sia2, whose product is annotated as ST8 alpha-N-acetyl-neuraminide alpha-2,8-sialyltransferase 2. Gene Ontology annotation, molecular function: alpha-N-acetylneuraminate alpha-2,8-sialyltransferase activity. The record is from RefSeq and is a predicted model, not a curated record. Bases 31 to 1185 code for a protein of 384 amino acids. Gene Ontology annotation, biological process: N-glycan processing; oligosaccharide metabolic process. The transcript is spliced from 6 exons. NCBI's taxonomy places the organism in Eukaryota, Metazoa, Chordata, Actinopteri, Pomacentridae.